AUGGAUCUCGCUUAUCUUGCUAACAAUGAUCAAAAUCUUCUAACCACGCUCCAAAAUCAAGGGAUUGACUUAGACACCCUUCUAUUCGUAGCAAAAGACCUUUUCAAUAUCAUAGAAGAAAUGAAGUUUGACCAAACCAGUGCAAAGAUGUUCUUUUAUCGGCUGAAAAAGGUGUAUGGAUUAGUAAAUGGAAUUCCUGAACCUGAAGAUACAAGUAAAAAAUCAGAUUUACCAGAUAAACUUAGCGUUGAAUGCAAAGACCCCAAUAAAAUUUAUUUUUUCAAUCUACUUCAAGGACAAUCUGGAGUUGACAAGCUCAACGCUCUUUAUGAGUGUGAGCAAUGUGGAACUGGACACACUUUUAAACGUUCUGAAGUCAAAAAUCAUGCUACAUUCCAUAAUAAUUCUAGAUAA
Molecule: messenger RNA, 414 nt
Organism: Blepharisma stoltei
Lineage: Eukaryota; Ciliophora; Heterotrichea; Heterotrichida; Blepharismidae
Source: the annotation of a GenBank genome assembly